AUGGCUGCCGGAGAGCAUCCAGACCAUGCGACUGCGCGGCUCCGCCGUUCUCCGCGGCAGCGCCGGGAGCGCGCGAAUGCCUACCCGUCCUGGCCCGCCCCGCCCCCCUUUGCGUACUCCAACCUGAAAGAGCCGCUGGUGCGAAAUAGCGAGGGCCGGCUUCGGGUCGGCGUUGGCAGUCGAGAUUCUUUCUCCGACGAAGAGAUGCUCCGGGUAAAAAAUCUGCACCUAGACUGGUUCCCUGUACGGUACGAUCAAAAUUUCUACGAGGACGUGCAAAGGGGGAAGGUGCUGUCCAUCACGGCGCAUACGAACAGCACGCCAGAAGGUGAAAGCGCAAAGAAGAUUGUGGGCCUUCUGUGCCUCCGGUACGACUUGGCGGCCAGGGCCGACGUUCCGCUCGCCUUGGGUCUCGGCCCGAGGUUUCUGUACAUCGCUACCUUGGGUGUGGCGCAGCAGGCCCGGGGAUUGGGAUUGGCAAAAGCGUUGGUGCAGCACGGUUUAAACAUGUUUGAACCGGGGCGGAGCUGCAGUGCAUCUACUUCGGGAUGUACAACAGCAGCCUCUAGCUCCGUCGAAGUCGGACUUUCCUCGUCGUGCUGGGAUAAUAGUAGCGCGAGGAGAAUAACGCACGUGAGAGGUACAACAAGUCAUGAUGACACCAGUGGAAGAGCAGUUGAAGAUGUGCACCCCGCAACAUUCGUGAAAGCGGACGAAGGCAACGGGAGCUGCGAAGCGACCACCAUUCAGUUUGCGCCAGCGAAGACAGACGCGCAGAGGUUUUUGGAAAAUACAGGGCAGAGGAGCGACUUUGUCGGAAUAUAUCUGCAUGUCAUCAGUUUCAACACGCAGGCACAGAGGCUGUAUGAAAAAAUGGGCUUUCAGUUUUACCGCACGCAGCGCGAUUUCUAUUACCUGAAUGAUCGGCACUGGGACGCUUACACGUAUGUAUACUUGUUUGACAAGAAAGCACACGGCGAUUUGAGUGGAUCCAGGAUCAGAUGAAGGACAGUAGAGCAUGUGAGCUACAUUGAGAAAACCAAGUUUGGUGAAAGAUAUCGCGCAAGUGCGCAGACAGCGACAAAAUACAUCAACGAAG
Messenger RNA from Amoebophrya sp. A120, 1099 nucleotides. Lineage: Eukaryota; Dinophyceae; Syndiniales; Amoebophryaceae. The record is from the annotation of a GenBank genome assembly.